Molecule: messenger RNA, 1797 nt
Organism: Closterium sp. Naga37s-1
Lineage: Eukaryota; Viridiplantae; Streptophyta; Zygnematophyceae; Desmidiales; Closteriaceae
Source: the annotation of a GenBank genome assembly
AUGCUGCGAUUCCAGAUCAGGGGACCGUCAACCACGGCGACGCCGCGUCUCGACGUUAAGGCAUGCGACGGCGACGACAGCGAUGACGUGGACACGAGCGCCUUUUCCUCCUCCGGCAACAGCGCGCUACACCGCGUGUUCGGCUCGGCCGCGGUGACUGCUGACGUGUCUCUCGCGGACGCAUUGGACGAGCGUAGCGGCGGCCCGGAGGAGCGGUUCGGCGUGAACGGGCGGCGAUUAAAGUUCAAAGUGGGCGGCUCGGAGGAAGCUUCGUCGGAGCUUCUUGAGGCAGCCGGGUCGACGGCUAAGGAGGUUGAGAAGGGGGUAGAGGCGAUGGGGUCGGCGGCGCUUAAAACGCGGGAGACGGAGAGAGCAGUGGAGAGUGAGGAAGAGACGAAACGAAAGAUGAGGAUAUCCCACGGCCGAAUCAUAUCAGUGCUUCUCUUCGUCGCCCUCCUCUCCACCCUUCUCCUCGUCGACUCCUUCAUCUGGCGUCUCAUCCGCCGCCCCCUAGCCGCCUUCUUCCUCACAAUCCCCUUCCUGGCCGCCGCCGCCACGUCAGCAUACGCGGGCGCCAUAGCCAUCCCGUUUCUCCGGUCGCUUAAAGCCCAGCAGGUGGUGCGAGAGGAGGGCCCUGCCACGCAUGUGACUAAAGCGGGGACGCCCACCAUGGGGGGGCUGUUCUUCGUGCCGCUGGGUGUGCUUGUAGCGAGGGUGGCGACUGGGAGUCCGCCUGAGCUGGCAGGAGUGACAGCGGCAACGGUGGCGAUGCUGCUGGUGGGGGCGGUGGAUGAUGGGUUGUCGCUCGCUAAGAAGCAUAACUACGGGCUUACACCGAUGGGGAAGCUGGGUCUACAGGUGGCAGUGGGACUGGCACUCAGCUACUGGUUGCACGGGGCAAAUCUGCAAUCGCCCUACUCCAUGAAGAAUCUGGUGCCUUUUCCACAGCCAAUCGGUCUCUGGUACUUUGGCAGGUGGUAUGUGCCGGUAACGGUGUUCUGCGUGGCAGCAAUGAGCAACUCGGUCAACCUCACAGAUGGUCUCGAUGGGCUUGCAGCCGGCACCACUGCCAUCGCCUUCAUUGUCAUGGCUAUAGCCUGCCUGCCCAUUUACCCUGCCAUGGGGGCAUUCGGAGCAGCAAUGGCGGGGGUCAUGCAUAAGCUUCCAAGCGCACAACCGACACAAGGUGGUGGUCUCGGGGCGGCGCCUGUUACCACUCUCCACCACUCGCUACCACUCUCGCUGCCCUCUCAUUCUCAGCCUCUCUCGUGCCCUCCCCUUCCAUCCCGACCAGCCAUGGGGGCGUUCGGAGCAGCGAUGGCGGGGCCCUGCAUGGGCUUCGUAGCGCACAACCGACACAAGGCGCACCGGUCUUCAUGGGAGGCACGCGCUCCUAACUACCAUUCUCCACCACUCUUCACCACUCUUCAUGGGGGACACGGGGUCCUUGCUUGGCUCUCGUUCGCUCCCUUACCCUCCCUUCUCCUUCCAUAUCCUCCCAUUCCAAUUAUACCAGCCAUGGGGGCGUUCGGAGCAGCGAUGGCGGGGGCGUGCAUGGGGUUCCUAGCCCACAACCGGCACAAGGCAGCAGUCUUCAUGGGGGACACGGGCUCCUUGGCUCUCGGGGCGGCACUCGCUGCAAUGGCUGCCACCACUGGCCUCUUCUUCCCCCUCCUCAUCGUCUCGGCCGUUUUCUUCCUCGAGACCAUCUCGGUCAUGCUACAGGUAAGCCCCCUCACUACCGCUCUCUCCCACUCUCUACUACUCUCCACCACUCAAUACCACUCGCUGCCCUAG